AAUCACUAUGACUGUUAGCUCUAUGCCAAAAGACUCGAUCUCAAAGUGAAUAGCUCAAAAAUACCCGGAAUUAGAAGGAAAAACGAAAGAGUUGUUGAGGUAUUCUUACCUUCUGCUAGCUGUAGUUUUCAAUGGCUAUUAACCUUGAUGGUUUUAGAUCUUCCAUAUAAACAGAAAACAGCUUAGACACUAAGUAUCAAAUUUGGAGGAUGUCCUAUUGGAAGUAAUAAACUGGUCCAAACUUAUGAUAGUGGCUGGUGGGGUCGUGCGACACCCAAAUACAGAAUCUGAUUGCUAUGGCUUCUAUAGUACGAAAAACUCCAUGUCAGCCCACAAGAUAGGUUAUUCCCCAAAUGAAAUAUCAGGUCAAAACCUUGACGAAACUUUAUCACACAAUUUCUAAAAUGGCACAAUAUUCACAACAAACCAAACCAAUUAGAACUGCAGGGUGUUUGAUAAUCGGUGAUGAAAUCUUGAAUGGAAAAAUCUUGGACACAAACUCCUACAAUUUCGCCCGGUAUUGCUUUAACAACCUAUCAAUUCCAUUGAAACGAACAAUUGUAUGUGGCGAUAGCGAAAAAGAUAUAAUAGAUUCUUUAAAUAUUCUUCUCAAACAAGAUAAACUUGAUUUUGUUGUUACCUCCGGGGGAUUAGGUAGUACUCACGACGAUAUCACUUAUAAGGUUAUUUCCGAUUAUUUCAAUUUAGAUUAUGGCAUUGAUCAAGAAGUUGUAGACAGAAUGCAUAGAGUGAGAGGAGAUCACCUUGAUAAACUCAAACCAGAUCAAUUAUCAGCAUUUUAUAAAAUGGCAACUUUGCCAAUAGAGAAAAACCAAUCGUCGACAAAGGUUGAGAAGUACUUCGUUGGGGAAGAUUUGUGGUUUCCACUAGUUGCCUUGAACGAGCAAGUGUAUGUCCUCCCAGGUAUACCUCAGUUAUUUACUAGAUUAAUCAAUGAGAUGGAGCCCUACCUAAAAUCAAGGAUAAAACCAAGCGCUUAUACACGGAAGUAUGUACAAACAACAACCAGUGAAAGCGAACUAGCUCCGUUCUUAUCUUCUCUUCAAGACAGAUGUAAUGCUCGAUAUGGUACAGAGGUUGUUAAACUCGGAAGCUACCCCCACAUGAAUUGGCGUAUAAAUACAAUUAGCAUUAUUGGAAGUGAUAUCAGCAAUGCAGAAUUGCAACAAAUAGUGGAAGAGUUAGUCCAAAACAUUGGAGGGGAAGCAAAAGAAAUUACUCAAGAGCAAGAAGAUUACUUAACAAAUGAAGAUCCAAAAUGAUAAAAUAAUGCAAUAAUGACGCUUAAGAAAACCUUCUGCAUGAAACUAUGUCCUCAUAAUAACUAUUCAAGAAGUACUGCCUGGAUCAAAAGAGUGCCUGAAGGAGAAUAUUGUGGGGUUAUUCUUACAUCUCCCCUUGCAUCUAAAAAAUUCUAUAUUGUAUAAUAAUAUAUAGUAUACGUCACAAAGUAGUCCAACAUUAGCAUUUC
Molecule: messenger RNA, 1492 nt
Organism: Spathaspora passalidarum NRRL Y-27907
Lineage: Eukaryota; Fungi; Ascomycota; Pichiomycetes; Serinales; Debaryomycetaceae
Exons: 1
Source: RefSeq, a predicted model, not a curated record